AUGACGACUCGAGUGAACGAUAGUAUCGACCCGGAUGUGGCUGCUACUCCCUCACAAAAGGUCGAGUACCAGGUCGACACUCAGUCGCUAGACGAGGAGUUUCCUGUGCCGUCGGACCACGAGACGGAGUCGCUGCGCCGAGUCGCAGGAACCCUACCGCUGGUUUCGUACUCUCUGUGUCUGGUAGAAUUCGCUGAGCGCGCCUCAUACUAUGGCGCAAAAACGGUGUUUUCCAACUUUGUGCAGUUCCCUCUGCCUGCCGGCGGAAAUGGAACAGGUGCUCCUCCCCGAGGAACCCAGAAGACAGCGGGCGCCUUGGAUAUGGGUCUCCAGGCCAGCUCGGGACUGACGCUACUCUUUUCCUUCUUAGCCUACGUGAUCCCGAUUCUCGGGGGCUGGUGGGCCGACGUCUACGUGGGCCGGUACAAAGCGAUCGUGGUGGGCGUGCUAAUCUGCGGCGUCGCCCAUAUCAUCCAGCUAGUCGGCGCGAUCCCGUCAGUUCUCCAAAAGGGGUCAGCGCACGCGGCGCCGCCCUUCGUGCUGGGCUUGCUGCUUCUAGCCCUGGGCGCAGGACUCUUCAAGCCCAACAUAGCGCCCACCAUCCUCGACCAGCACCGCUGCCAGAGACCGUACACCAAGGUGCUCAAGUCGGGCGAGAAGGUCAUCGUCGACCCGGAGCUCACCACCACCCGGACCAUGCUCAUCUUCUAUGGGUUUGUCAAUGUCGGCGCCUUCUACAUGAUUGCCACCACGUACUCGGAGAAAUAUGUCGGCUUUUGGCUGGCGUUCCUGCUUGUCGGCAUCAUUUACUUUCUGUUGCCGAUUCUGCUCGCCGUCAUCUAUAAGAAGACCUAUAGGGCGCCUCCGAAGGGCGGCUCGGAGAUCAGCCGCGCUUUCAAAAUCACGUUUACUGCGCUCCGCCGGAACAAGUUCCUCGUGUGGCGUCAGAACUUCUGGGACGCGGCGAAGCCGGAUACCCUGCGAGCGCAAGGAAUCGCCGUAGACUGGACGGACCAGGGGGUGGAAGAUGUGCGUCGGACUCUUGCGGCAUGCGAAGUAUUCCUCUACUUCCCAAUCUGGAACAUGAACGACGGCGGCAUCGGGUCCGUCGCCACAAACCAAGGCGCCUCAAUGAUAACGAACGGAGCGCCCAACGACGUCCUCAACAACUUCAACGCUCUCAGCAUAAUGGUGGCCGUCCCAACCCUCAGCUUCAUAAUCUACCCCACGCUCACGCGCCUCAACAUCAAAUUCGGCCGCAUCGACCGCCUCACCUUCGGCUUCAUUCUAGCAACCAUCUCCGGCGUCGUCGGCACCCUCGUCCAAUGGCGCGUCUACGAGCUCUCCCCCUGCGGCUACUACGCCUCGACCUGCGACCAAGUCGCGCCCAUCAGCAUCUGGUGGCAACUCCCCAACACGAUCCUCGGCGCGCUCAGCGAGUGCUUUUGUAACGUUACGGCCUACGAGCUGGCGUAUGCACGGUCCCCGCCCUCGAUGAAGGGUCUUGUUAUGUCGAUUUUCUUGUUCAUGACGGCUCUGUCUUAUGCCCUUGGCGAGAUCCUGUUGCCUGUUACUAAGGACCCGUGGCUCCUUUGGAUCUGGGGCGCGCCUGCUGUGGCGCUUGCGGUGCAGACGGUGGUAUUUUGGUUCAAGUUUCGGCAUAUGAAUGAUGAUGCUUUUAUGACAGAGGGCGCUGUUUCGGUGCAGGCUGAGUCUGGGAAGGAGAAGAGUGCGGCGGCGGUUUGA
Molecule: messenger RNA, 1746 nt
Organism: Penicillium alfredii
Lineage: Eukaryota; Fungi; Ascomycota; Eurotiomycetes; Eurotiales; Aspergillaceae
Product: putative MFS peptide transporter
Exons: 4
Coding region: 1-1746 (581 amino acids)
Biological process (GO): transmembrane transport
Cellular component (GO): membrane
Molecular function (GO): dipeptide transmembrane transporter activity
Source: RefSeq, a predicted model, not a curated record